AUGCCAGAUGAAUAUGUCAUGUGCAGGUACUUUAAGGAACUGUUUGACAAAGAAAAGACCAAACUGAAGGAGAAGCUUGCCACUUUGCACAGUCGGGUUUGCUUGAGUGCUUAUGUGUGGCACUACGAUUUGCUCUCAGCGUUCUUAUGCCUGAGCGUUCAUUACAUUGAUGAUGAAUGGGAGAAGCAGAAAAAUAUCAUCAAAUUUCGUGCCGUCGAUCCUUCCUGCAGUGGAGAGGAAUUGAGCCAGUCUAUACUGUAUGCUAUUCACGAUUGGGGUCUUCGUGACAAGGUUUUCAGCAUUAUACUGGACGAUGCAUUUCUGGAUGAUUCAGUUACUUCGGAUGUCAAAGCUCGUCUCCAAAAAUGGAACCUUCGCUCGGCUAAUCGGAGCGUGUCUACAUCUGUAAAUCAGAGCUUGUUUGUGAUAAAGUAUGCAACUCAUCUAGUUAAACAUGUCAUACAGGUUGGCAAGGAUGAACUUGAGAAAGUCACGCAGAAGUCAACAAAGUGUUCUCAGCAUGCAAAGGGCCACAUUCCUUCAGUAGUACAUUAUCCGAACCACAGAUAUGCACCGUCACCAGGAGGCUGGAAAAAUGCAAAGAAGAUUUGUAAGGUCAUGGAAGAUCUGCAACGACACAUGGAUGAAAUACACAAUUGUUGCAAUCCAGCUGACCUGUUUGACAAGGUGUGGGAUGUUAAGGAACUUUUGCAUCGUGAUGCUGAAUCCUAUAUCUGGGGAGAUAGUAAAAUUUCCAAAGAGCUGGAGAAGAUGCAAGAAAAGUUUAAGGAGCAGUGGAAACUCUGUUGCUUAAAUAUCUGCAUGCCUAUGAUCAUGGAUCCUUCAUACCGUUUGGAACGCAUCAAGUCCCGUCUCCGGUCUGAUGCAGGCAAUUAUCAUCUGGAGAAGCGGAGUUUUGAAGAUGAUAUGGAAGAUUAUAUUGAAGAAGUGCAUGCCAUAUUGCUCAACCUCUAUUGUGAAUAUUCUGAUCCGGUGGAAGACACUAGCUGCACUUCUGGAUCUAAAGCUAGAAAAAGAACUCUUGGGGAGGGACGUGAUACACUGAUGGACUAUUACCAAGCCGCCAAAUGUCCGUACAGUGAGCGACCGAUGACAGAACUUGAUCAGUACAUGCAGGAGCCAGGUCUCUCUGCAGAUGAGUCCAGUGUUCUCCAAUGGUGGAAGGAACAUAACCUGACUUAUCCUACAAUUGCUCGGAUGGCACGUGAUAUAUUGGCCGUGCCACUCAGUGUAGACUGCAGCGUAGCAAUAAAGACUGCGAGGCGCACAAUUUGCGAGUCUAGUAGCCUGUGGCGUGAAGAAGUUGUGUGUGUUCAGGACUGGCUCGGAUCAGAUGGAUUCAAAUACGAGAUAUUGCGCAGACAGGGAGUUCCUUUUUGA
Messenger RNA from Aegilops tauschii subsp. strangulata, 1401 nucleotides. RefSeq names its product zinc finger BED domain-containing protein RICESLEEPER 2-like. Gene Ontology annotation, molecular function: protein dimerization activity; DNA binding. The record is from RefSeq and is a predicted model, not a curated record. NCBI's taxonomy places the organism in Eukaryota, Viridiplantae, Streptophyta, Magnoliopsida, Poales, Poaceae.